AUGCCUGAUGGUGAUUCUGUUCCUAAUAACUUCCUAUACGCAGUUCUUGGUCCAGGAGAUAGGAACUCUCAGGAGAAAGACAUGGCGGAGGAACCCGGUGCAACUUCUAGAUACUAUUGCCACAUGUGCUCCGUGAUCGUAAGGCCAGAGCUGGGCGUCGAGGAGGUGAAGUGCCCGCACUGCUGUUCCGGAUUCGUGGAGGAGAUGGCCGAUGGCCGGCGGAGCAGCAACGCCGUGGGAGACCAUGGUACUACUGCCACAGGGGCCGGCCCAGAUGACGCGGGCGCAAGGUCGGAGCUUGCGGUUCCGCCGUGGCCGCCUAUCCUCAUGGACCUCCUCGGCGUCUCCUACGGCCUCGACGGCGGCGACCUCGCGGCCUUGGCGCGAAGACAGUACCGCCACCUCGCCUUCUUGCAGCUGCUCAACGCGCUCCAGGAAGGCGAUGCCAAUGCCGACGGCGACGCGCCCGAUCCGGGGCUCGAGCGACUCGUGCUGGUUAGCCCCGCCGACGCGCACGCCAUGCUCAUGUCAGAGGGAAGAGCCAGCAAUGGCGCCGGGGCCGGCAGGGGAGCAGGCCUGACGCUUGGCGAGUUGAUUCUUGGCCCCGGGUUGGAUUUGCUGCUGGAGUACCUGGCCGAGACCGACCCGAGCCGGCAAGGCACGCUGCCGGCGAAGAUGGAGGCCGUUGCCGCAUUGCCAACGGUAAAGGUAAGCGAGGCCGCGACCUGCCCGGUGUGCCUGGACGAGUUCGCGGCUGGCGGCGAGGCCAAGGAGAUGCCGUGCAAGCACCGGUUCCACGACGUGUGCAUCCUGCCGUGGCUGGAGGCGCACAGCUCCUGCCCCGUCUGCAGGUACCAGCUGCCCACGGACGAGGCCACGGAGCCGGCCGGCAAUGGCACCGAGGAAACCGCCGACGUGUCGAGUGGCAAUGCACGCCGCGACGUCGAGGGCGAUAGCGACGGUGGAAGCAGUGGCAGGCGGCGGUGGCUCGCACGACCUUUUGGUCGUUUGUUCUCGCGCAGAUCGAAUGGAAGCUCCUCGUCGUCGCGAUGA
Triticum turgidum subsp. durum (durum wheat) is the source of this 1053-nucleotide messenger RNA. Lineage: Eukaryota; Viridiplantae; Streptophyta; Magnoliopsida; Poales; Poaceae. The record is from the annotation of a GenBank genome assembly.